AUGGUUGUUAAUUCUAGAUCACAGGACCAAAAGGUGCACAAGGUGAUGGUGCAGCCCACCAACUUGAUCUUCAGACACUUGCAAGAUAGGUCUGGGAUUCAGUUGUGGCUCUAUGAGCGAGUGAGUCUGUGGAUAGAGGGUUGUGCUAUUGGUUUUGAUGCGUACAUAAACCUCCUGUUAGACAGUACGGAAGAAAUUCACUCCAAAACAAAGUCCAGAAAACAGCUGGGUCGGAUUGUGCUGAAAGGAGAUAAUAUUAUCCUGCUACAAAGCGUCUACAACUAG
Messenger RNA from Jaculus jaculus (lesser Egyptian jerboa), 285 nucleotides. Its product is annotated as small nuclear ribonucleoprotein E-like. Gene Ontology annotation, biological process: mRNA splicing, via spliceosome; spliceosomal snRNP assembly. The transcript is spliced from 2 exons. Bases 1 to 285 code for a protein of 94 amino acids. NCBI's taxonomy places the organism in Eukaryota, Metazoa, Chordata, Mammalia, Rodentia, Dipodidae. The record is from RefSeq and is a predicted model, not a curated record. Gene Ontology annotation, cellular component: U2 snRNP; U1 snRNP; U4/U6 x U5 tri-snRNP complex.